AUGGCAGGCAUUGGCAGAUGGUUUGCGGCGAGUCGGUACAAUAAAUUCGGAUCCAACGUUUACUACCUCGAGGUGGUCGCCCUUACCUUGAUGCCAGCAGGACAGGUCAUAAACACAGCAAUCUUUGCAUAUACCGCGGAUGUUACGGAAAAGCAGAACCGCAGUCUCAUGAAUGGAUACUUAGUUACGAGCAUGGCGCUAGGAGGGCUCAUCGGAUCCACCAUAAGCACAUAUAUAUCGACAGCGACAGGAGAUCUUACAGCGCCACUCAGGAUAACUCUCAUCUUGAUCGCUCUCCUUGCGGCCUAUCUAUCGAUACUACCAGAGUCUCUCAGAUAUACCCCAGCACCCUUGCCCUGGAUUUCCGCCAGCAUUGGCGACGCCAGCGAUCGCAGACUACCCGACUCGACCGCGACAUCUCCCUGGGCUAUCUUGAGUUUUUUCAACUUGGCCAAGGAGGCGACAUGCAUGAUAUUCGACCCAGUCCUGUUCAUUCUUCCAGGACGUAUCCCUAAAUCGGCAUACAUGACCAUGAGUGCGGCACCGGCGAUCAUCCUGUCUGUUCACGUACUGACCGUCAUCGCCAACUAUGGUGCAAACAGUCUACUCUCCACGAUGGCUAAACUGGCGUUUCACUGGAACGUAUACGAAGAUGGCCAUUAUCCUGCGUUCGUACAGCUGUGCAUGUUCAUCACGUUUUUCGGCAUCUUUCCAGCACUACUUUCGAUAUACAAGUUUGUUGUUGUGGACAGUGACGAGACAGAUGAGCCGCAUGAAUCGAACAGCUCUAGUUGGUCACAGGAAACGCUCUUGUACCACAGCUCGGACCAGGCGUUGACAGGGAUCGGCGCAGUCAAGAUGGACAUGUUCUUUAUCAUCGUUGGCCUUUGUAUCAUGGUUCGGGAGCGAUAA
Linnemannia hyalina is the source of this 912-nucleotide messenger RNA. Lineage: Eukaryota; Fungi; Mortierellomycota; Mortierellomycetes; Mortierellales; Mortierellaceae. The record is from the annotation of a GenBank genome assembly.